This is a messenger RNA of Rhodamnia argentea, 1746 nucleotides long. RefSeq names its product high affinity nitrate transporter 2.5-like. The transcript has 2 exons. Bases 73 to 1599 code for a protein of 508 amino acids. Gene Ontology annotation, molecular function: nitrate transmembrane transporter activity. Lineage: Eukaryota; Viridiplantae; Streptophyta; Magnoliopsida; Myrtales; Myrtaceae. Gene Ontology annotation, biological process: transmembrane transport. The record is from RefSeq and is a predicted model, not a curated record.
AUCAAAACCAUUUUCCUUGUAGAGGAAAAAAAGGAGCAAACGGGUAGCUUAGAAAAAUCUUGAGGGACACAAAUGGUGUUGUCCGGAGAGGAGUCCCCGGCCCGGGCCAUGUUCGCGCUCCCGGUGGACUCGGAGCACAAGGCCACCGCGUUCCGUCCCUUCUCGCUCGCGAACCCCCACAUGCGGGCUUUCCACCUCUCCUGGGUCUCCUUCUUCUCCUGCUUCGUCUCCACCUUCGCGGCCCCGCCACUCCUUCCCAUCAUCCGGGAUGACCUCGACCUCACCGCCACCGACAUCGGCAACGCGGGGAUCGCCUCGGUCUCGGGGGCCGUCUUCGCCCGGGUCGCCAUGGGCACCGCUUGCGACCUCUUCGGGCCACGCCUCGCUUCCGCAUCCCUCAUCCUCGUCACCGCCCCGGCAGUCUACUGCUCCUCCAUUGCUAACUCGGCCAGCUCCUUCCUCCUCGUCCGGUUUUUCACCGGAUUCUCCCUCGCGACUUUCGUGUCCACCCAGUUCUGGAUGAGCUCCAUGUUCUCGCCGCCCGUCGUUGGGUCUGCCAAUGGUGUGGCUGCCGGGUGGGGGAACCUCGGUGGCGGCGCGACGCAGCUGAUCAUGCCGCUUGUCUUCGGGGUCAUCCGUGAUGCUGGUGCGGUUAAGUUCACGGCGUGGCGGAUUGCCUUCUUCAUCCCAGCGCUUUUCCAGACUCUGACGGCCUUCAUGAUCAUGUUCUUCGGGCAAGACAUGCCGGACGGCAACUUCGGGAAGCUUGAGAGCUCCGGCGAGAAGCCGAAGGAUGAGUUCUCGAGGGUGCUCUACCACGGCGCUACCAACUACAGGGGGUGGAUCCUGGCGCUGACGUACGGGUACUGCUUCGGGGUCGAGCUAACAGUCGACAACAUCAUCGCCGAAUACUUCUACGACCGGUUCAACCUGAAGCUGCACACAGCGGGGAUGGUGGCAGCGUCCUUCGGGCUUGCGAAUGCGUUCUCGAGGCCGGCCGGGGGGCGGCUGUCGGAUGUGAUGGCGAGGAGGUUCGGGAUGAGAGGGAGGCUGUGGGCGCUGUGGGCGGUGCAGACGAUGGGAGGAGUGCUGUGCGUGGUGCUCGGACGGGUCGGCUCGCUCGGUGCGUCGGUGGCGGUGAUGAUCGCGUUCUCCGUGUUCGUCCAGGCCGCGUGCGGUCUCACGUUCGGCGUGGUUCCUUUCGUCUCUCGGAGGUCAUUGGGGGUGGUCUCCGGCAUGACCGGAGGUGGUGGCAGCGUGGGAGCUGUCCUGACCCAACUGAUGUUCUUCAAAGGAUCCAAGUACUCCAAAGAGACGGGCAUCACCCUCAUGGGCAUAACGAUCAUCUGCUGCACCCUUCCCACCGCUCUCAUCUACUUCCCGCAGUGGGGCGGCAUGUUCUGCGGCCCAUCCCCGGCAGCCAAAGGCGCCACCGAAGAGGAUUACUACCUGUCCGAAUGGAGCGACAAAGAGCGGGAGAAAGACUUCCACCGGGCGAGCCUGAGGUUCGCCGAGAACAGCAAGAGCGAGAGAGGUAGCAGGAGAGGGGAAUUGGUGACGGCCCCGGAAGAAAAGGCCUCCGAUCCGGAGCAGGCUUAGUGAUUAGCCGCCGGCGUGAUUAGCAUCUCUUUCUCUUUUUGCCCUGCUCGGGAAGCACGUUGUUUGACAGUAGACUCUACAAUCUUUUGGUGGGGUUUCGCUGUGUUCUUGUGCUCUUGCGCCGUGUCCAAAUAAUUUGAUCAUGUA